This is a messenger RNA of Sporisorium graminicola, 1557 nucleotides long. RefSeq lists its product as uncharacterized. The record is from RefSeq and is a predicted model, not a curated record. Bases 1 to 1557 code for a protein of 518 amino acids. Gene Ontology annotation, molecular function: metal ion binding; acid phosphatase activity. The transcript has a single exon. Lineage: Eukaryota; Fungi; Basidiomycota; Ustilaginomycetes; Ustilaginales; Ustilaginaceae.
AUGAACGGCCUCACCGUCGCAUCCGUGCUGGCGUUCAUUGCCGCCAGUAUCGACUCGGUCUGGGCCUACGAGUACCCCAACAUCCCCGCCGACAAGACCACCCCAACGCAGACCCGUCUCUCGUUCCAAGCCCUCAACGCAGUCUCGGUCGCCUGGAACACCUACGAGAAGGUCUCCAAGCCCUGCGUCGCUUACGGCACCUCUGCCGACACCCUCGAUAAGCGCGUCUGCUCUUCCAACUCGGAAACCUACGCGACCUCGCGCACCUGGUUCCAGAACGUCGUCUUGCCCGACCUUGCUCCCGCCACUACCUACUACUACAAGAUCGACUCCACCAACUCCACUGUCAAUUCGUUCAAGAGCGCACGCAGCCCCGGCGACACCUCCAGUUUCGUCGUCAACGCCGUCAUCGACAUGGGUGUCUACGGUCUUGAUGGGUACACCACCACCAUGAAGCGUGACAUCCCCUACAUCCCGCCCAGUCUCACUCACUCGACCAUCGAACAGCUUGUGCAGAGUGCCGACCUCUACGACUUUGUCAUCCACCCCGGCGACUUCGCCUAUGCUGACGACUGGUUCUUGCGUCCUCAGAACUUGCUGGAUGGCAAGGAUGCCUAUGCUGCCAUCACCGAGCUCUUCUUCGACCAGCUCAGCUACGUCUCCAGGACCAAGCCCUAUCAGGUAUCGUUAGGCAACCAUGAGGUUAGCUGCCGCGAGGUCGCAUACUACCAAGGAGCUUGCCCCGAGGGCCAGUACAACGUUACCGACUAUUCGAAGAGGUUCGGCCCCAACAUGCCUACGACUUUUGCUUCGCAGAGCACCGACGAUGCUGCCAAGGCGAGUGCUGCGGCGGCUCAGAAGCUCGCCUUGCCUCCCUUCUGGUACUCGUUCGACUAUGGCAUGGUGCACUUUGUUUCAAUCAACACGGAGACCGACUUUGCCGAUGCUCCCGACACGUCCAAGCUGGACGCGGGUCCGUUCGGACGCCCUAACCAGCAGAUUGAGUUCCUCAAAGCCGAUCUUGCCUCGGUCGAUCGCAAGGUGACGCCCUGGGUCAUCGCCAUGGGCCACCGCCCGUGGUACAGCACCGGCGGAAGCGACAACAUCUGCUCCGAAUGCCAAACCGCGUUCGAAGACAUCUUCUACCAGUACGGCGUCGACCUCUUUGUCGCCGGUCACGUGCACAACCUGCAGCGUCAACAGCCCAUCUACAACGGCACCGUCGACCCUGCUGGCUUGAACAACCCAAAGGCGCCCUGGUACAUCGUCGCUGGUGCUGCAGGCAACAUCGAAGGCUUGGAAGGCGUCGAGUCCAUGCCAUCGUACACAGCGUUCGCUGACGGUGUCCACAACGGUUACGCGCGUCUUACGUUCCAGGACGUCAACCACUUGAAGGUCGAGAUGAUUCACUCGACCGACGGCGGCGUGCUCGACUCGGCUGUUCUGUACAAGGCGCACACUGAUCAACUUGUCCAGCAGACCAUUCCCGCAAAGAGCAAGAGGUCGUUGCCCGGCUCCUUGUUCAACCUCGGUAGCGCGUUCACCCGCGAUGCUUGA